GUACUUUCAUUACUCUGCGGAGAAAAUAGGGAUCGAUAUUGUGCUACUGUUUAACGAGGAAAAAUGCGCCGCGCGUGGUGGUGUAGCGCUCGAUGCGCGAUAAACGAGCGCUUGACGAGAUCCAUGGCGACGAUUCCUUUGGGACCAUCAAGCACCGAAAAGGGAGAAAUCCAAGAGCGGGCAGCGCCCUACGACUACAUGAAACUAGGAUUCCCAAAGGAUCUCGAUUCGCAAGCGCAUCAGGCGGCGCGAGAGGCCAUCAUUUCGGAAAUCAUCCUGCGUGAUAAGGAAGUAUUUAAUCUCAAGCGUCAACACGAGCUAAGUAUGCUACGCGUUGAGCAAAAUCAGCGCCGCGUUCUAAAAGAUCAGGAGGAUCGCGGUCUCUAUUAUGAACAAAACUGCAAUGUUCAUACCUUUGAAACCGUAUCUGGCGGGUUGCAUUCUCAGCGCAACACCUUAUAUCACACGAUGAGCGUGGAGCGGCUGCGUAAUUUCAAGAUGAUGUUGAUUGUGUUGGGUACCAUCAUCACAUGUGUUUACCUUUACUUUCGCUAUAUUGUCAAUCCCGAGUGGGAGUACGUUGAGAAGCCGGUUAGAGUGCUUGGUAGUCGCGUGCAAACGGUGCGUGAAAUUCGUUGGAAUCGCAUGACGGACGAAGAAAAAAUUCUGGAACUUGAACGAAGAAGGUUUUCGACGCGCGCAACAGAGGAAAAGUGACUUUUUACUUCUAUCGGGGUGCGUGCGCGCGUAAUCCAACGGAUUUCUAGGCUUAUUGGUAUAACACAUGUGCAUCGCCUAUGUUCUGGAUAUUUAAAAAAUGUAGUGUUUGCAAUUAGCCAAAACGUAUGAGAAUUAGCCUGGUAUCU
Molecule: messenger RNA, 866 nt
Organism: Phytomonas sp. EM1
Lineage: Eukaryota; Euglenozoa; Kinetoplastea; Trypanosomatida; Trypanosomatidae
Source: the annotation of a GenBank genome assembly